GGGGGUGGAUAACAACAACAGCUAUACGCAGCGAGUGAGUCAGGCUGGCGAAGGUUCUCGCACAAAGAGAACAAGCGCCAUUUCUGCAGUUGCAGAAACGUCGAAGUGCGUUUAUUUUAAUGUAAAGUGUGGGGCAAGUAGUGGACAAGUUUCAUUCUGAACCUUUUUUUCAUAAAGAUCUUGGAUUUUUUUGUCAAACUGUUUAUAUGUUUACAUGCGAAGAGAAGCCGAGGGCGACACACGUUCCCCCCGCCUCCCCGAAGUAAACAGCGUGAAGGCGGGGCCUAGCUCGGCAGAGUCACGUGGGACAACAUUUUUAUAGUGGUAGGGCUGUUGGGGCAACACUGUAUGGCUACAAUGGCUCCUGCUCUCACUGAAACGGCCACAGAGGGACAUGGAUUCCAGCUGUCGUCGUCUUCCUUACCUUCCAGUUCCAUUGAACCUGACACAUUUAUGGAUGAGGAAGACACGCCUACAGAACAGAAGCUAAAUGGGGAAUGUGACACACAAUCUGUUUGGUCUCAACUUGCGCAUCCAUUUGCGGCACAUGGGCUUGGCAGUGAUGCAACUGAUUUGAAACAUGUACCUUAUGGACCUGUAAUUGUGCAUUCUUCAAUCCCAAACAAUACAACCCUGUUAACCAGUGCUAAUUCUCUACUAGACAUACUGUCUUUAAAAUGUAAUCUUAAAAGUAAGAAUAAAUUGUUUAGCAAAAACUCUGUCAUUCUUGCCAAGAAAGAAUUACCCUGUGAUAGGACUAAGCAAACAUCUGCUUCUAAUGCUAGCAAAAUGUAUGUACCUGAAGCAGAGCUUAGGAGUAAUAAAAAUGGUAUGAAAGACUUAAGCUCCCAGAAAAACAGCUCUUUGAAGUGUCUGGGCGUGUUAACCGCUGCUUGUGAGAUGAAAUUGGCUUGUAGUUCAGUUUCAGUGAGCCUCAACACUCCUGGUAGCAUAACUUCAAAUCAAAAAGCAGAGUUGAAAUCAAUCAAAGCAGACAAAACUUGGGAUACUGUACCAGCAGAGGAUGCCAUUCAGAUCAGAAAUUUAUUGCGUAGUGCCAGGCAAUCGGCCCAGCAGAGAAAACCAGAAAAACUCAGUAAUUUCACAAGUACAAGGGAAACUGAAAUGGAUACUCAGCUACUUGAGUGUCUUGGCAGACAACAAGAGCUAGCUAAAAAGGCCAGCCAACUUAGAAAGCGUUUGCAGCUAAUACAAGCCAAGCAUGUUGAGCAUCAUGUUCAGUGCAAAAUUCAAGAAUUAAUAGAAUCCCAGCACCAAAGGCAGACAGAAAUUAGCAAAAUCGCCAGUUCAAAAACCGAGUCUGCCAUUUUUGCAGGAGUAAAACACGGUGAUAGCGUGCAGUCUGGAUUCGUGCCAAAUCCCAUCAACUCUGAACUCUAUGAAUAUAUGUGUUUUUCAAAAGCACUGCUUUCACGCAUAGAAGAAAAUGUGGAUUCCGAUGCAACUGUCAGUAGCACAGAUGAGGAUUCAGAUAGUGAAGAGGUUUCAUUGAAGAGGAAUAUGCCAUUCAAGUACAGGUCAGAAUGGAGAUGGACCAUUGAUCGCGCUGCAAUUGCAAGCCGGUGGACGUGGCUUCAAGCCCAGAUAUCAGAGCUAGAGUAUAGGAUACGGCAAAUAAAUGAAAUCUACAGGCACAUACGUGCUGUAAAGGAAAUAGUGAUCCUGGAUGAUUCUCAGCAUUCCAAAGACGUUCUCAAAAAACCGAUGCAGUUGACAGAAGCAGCAACUUUAUUAGCUGCAACCGAGGAUAAUAAAGCUCCUGCAGAGAUAAAGGAUUCAACCCUGGAAUGCAAUUUGGAAAUGUCACCAAGCAGCCCUUCGCUUCUUUUAAGGAACAUAGAUAAACAGAGUGCACAGCUAACAGAAUCAGUCAACAGUUUGAUACCGCCACUCAAUUUAUCACCUGCUUCUUCUCCUGUCUCCUGUAAGGCAUGCAGACAUCUUGAUGGCAUCACCUGCAGUGUUUUAGGUGGUGACGAGUCUGGUUCUUCAAACAGUUCUGGAUGUGAGGAGUCUAAGAAAAAGCAACUGGUCAAGGCAACACAGCGGACUCUUUCGAUGGAUGACACAUCAGCCAGAACUAGGCCUCUCCGGAUGCAACAUAAACACAGACUUUUCAGUUGUGUUUAUGAUGUAAGCAGGCAGGUUCAGCAGGCUACAACUGUGCAGUGUAAAUGUUGCUGGCCAGUAUCCUGUGAAAUGUGUGGUCCAGAUAAAACAACUGACGCAUUAGACUCAAGGACAAUGACACUGGAAGAACAAGUAGCUGUGUUGGACCCUUGCUUCCACCCAAUAUUGUCACUGCAUUGUGAUAUACCUCUUAGUGUACACGUUCAAGGUUUGUUGCAUAAUGAAGACUGGAACAAGCAGCCCUUUCCAUCAAUACUGAAUGCGUUAAAGGCUUCUUUAUCAAACAGUACACUUUGUAAAAGUCAUACUUGUGAGGAUGCCUUGGAUUUAGUCAGGUGUAACAUGAAUAAAGAUCUCUAUGCCAAGGCACUAGGACAACACUGGAACCAGUCAUCUUCUGUCCCUAAGCUACAGACUCCAGCAGAAGCAUCGAGGAAGCCCCUCAAGGAAUUAAGAAAGAGAAGACAUUCGAAUGAAAAAACUACUGUUUUAAAUAAACGACACUGUGCUCCGCUGAACUCCAGUGAAUUUCCUUCUGGUUCUUUGGUGAAAACAGCACAGCCUCCUGUCCCUAUUCAACACACUCCAUGUUCCAGCCCGGCAGAUGUCUGGGCACUCAGAUCAACACCACCCCAAAGACCACUUGCACAGGCAAAGGAUAUUCCCUUACGGCAAAGACAGCAAAGUGAAUAUUGUUACGAUAUUGAUAACAUUGUGAUUCCCAUGUCACUGGUUGCCACCUCCAAAAUUGAGAAGCUGCAGUACAAGGAAAUCGUUACACCGAGCUGGCGAAUUGUGGCUAUCAAACCAUUGAAGGAACGUCAUAUACAAGGGAAAAUGCUAGAAGAUCUUUCAGAUGAAGCAUUUGCCUUGCGACAUAAAAAACAUGAAAGAAGGGAGCAGGCAAGGUGGUUCCUAUGGGAGCAAAGCAGAUGUCACCGAAGGAGCAACAGGUUGUCAUCCUUCAGUAAGAAUAAUGAUGAGCAUUUGAAUCCUCACCUUCCAGCUUCUCCAGAUAAUGAAAGUCAGCUCAACUAUUCUAGCUCCGUGUGCUGUGUUUCUGAGAUGGUACAAAGUGAAGAAACUCAGGAUUUACUUUUGGAGGGAGUGACCAAUGCAAAGGUCGUUCUGCCAUGGAAUUGUCGUACUUUCCCUCUGAGCGAUGAAGAGGUAAAAUGCUUAACUCACCCGGAGGUGGUUGUAUUUGAUAAAAGUGGGUUUCGGCCACUCACAAGGUCAUACUUGGCACUCAGUGGGAACAGCCCAGCAGCUCCAAACCAGUCACCCCCCUGCACUGGGACUUCAGAGCGAGUGCCAUUUACUGGACAGAUAAUUGCUGAAGAAACAGAAUGUAAACUCCCACUCCGGGGACAGAACAGUGUAAAGAAAUAAUGCCAAUAAACCUGAGGUUUAUUUAGCAAACAGAGAAAAUUAUUGGAUGAUCAUAAGCCAAGGAUUAAAUUGAAGCCAUUAUCUUCAAGAAAUCACCCUAUGGUCGUGAAAGACACCUGCAAUCUUGUAAGCUUUUGGGCUGAUUUUUUACCUAUUAAAAAAUCAUUCAAACUCAGCAAAAGUUCGGAGGUCAUGCAAAGAGCUGCAGUGUUGGAUGUCUUCAUUGAGGGGAAUGAAUGUGGAUUAUUAUUAUUAACAGGUUCAAGCCUGAAGUAGUCAUGUAGCCUCAAUGAGAACAGCAGUAUUCAACAUGUUAGCUUGUAAUCUACUGGACAUUCUGCAUCCUAAGAUCGUUCGACCAGCAGCUGGAUCUGAGGUCAUAAUGAUUAGAUCAAGAGAAAAUUUGUGUUCGGGAAUUGUUCCAAAACUGUUUUUUGUUUUCUUUUCACACCCUGUUGCCUUCUGUUUACUUUUUAAAAAGUAAAGUUAUUUUAGUUACUAAAAA
Molecule: messenger RNA, 4048 nt
Organism: Carcharodon carcharias (great white shark)
Lineage: Eukaryota; Metazoa; Chordata; Chondrichthyes; Lamniformes; Lamnidae
Product: KAT8 regulatory NSL complex subunit 1-like protein
Exons: 16
Coding region: 349-3543 (1064 amino acids)
Cellular component (GO): NSL complex
Molecular function (GO): oxidoreductase activity, acting on the CH-CH group of donors; histone acetyltransferase binding
Source: RefSeq, a predicted model, not a curated record